Molecule: messenger RNA, 627 nt
Organism: Peronospora matthiolae
Lineage: Eukaryota; Oomycota; Peronosporomycetes; Peronosporales; Peronosporaceae
Source: the annotation of a GenBank genome assembly
AUGAAUGUGUUAGAUGAUGAAGAUGACCAGAGCUUUCACGCUACACGUGACGGCUACUCCCAUUUGAGCGAUGUCGAAUGGGAUGCGGUUGAACGGAUGGGUUCAACCAUGGGCAUCCAUGCUGUUAGCGUCAUGCUAGAGGCUCUCAAUAGAGAUGCCCAACAUGCUACUAUCGCCAAGUUCAUUCAAAAUGAACUUGACGCUGAACGCGAGAAAGUAGCCUUGCUUCACCAACAAGGUUCUCAACAAUCAGAGUUGUUGAGAGAACAAGGUGCUCAACAGUUUGAACUAUUGAGACAGCAGCAGGCUGCUGCUGGCGGGUCGAUGCACUCGCGUCGACCCGAAACCUUGAAGAUUGACAUCUCCAAGUAUAGGGGAGUCGAAGAGGACUCCCUCUUGAGAUGGUUCGUCGAAUUGGAUGGCGCCAUAAGGGCGCGUCGCAUCGACGACGGAGAUAUGCAAGUUGCAUUUGACCAGGCAAUCUGGCAGGACGUGCCGAGACUUGGGCUUUGGGGCUCAAGUUGCACGACCCAUAUGCGUUUGGGUCGUUGGAAGUCUUCAAGUCGCGGCUCAGACAAACGUUUGAACCGCCUAGAGCUGAGUUUAGAGCUCGAACCGAACUCUUGA